Messenger RNA from Lymnaea stagnalis (great pond snail), 13442 nucleotides. NCBI's taxonomy places the organism in Eukaryota, Metazoa, Mollusca, Gastropoda, Lymnaeidae. The record is from the annotation of a GenBank genome assembly.
UUGACCACCAAGUGGAAGUCUUCAGUGUUACCAGUUAUCGUUUGUUUACGUUGAGAAUUCAAAAUGGAAGAAAACAAUAAACAAGUAAAAGGUAUACCUAGAAUGUUAUCUGAUUAAUUUUUUAAGAAAAUUUAUGGAAGCUAAUAAAGUAUAACUGCAGAAAUAAAUCAUUGGCUGUUUCAGAUUUAGCGGCCCACGGUGACUUUGUUAAGGUUGGGCAUAGGGAUUGAUUUAGGGUUCGGGUUAGGCUUAGGGUAGAUACUUUGGUCAAAAAUGUAAACAUUUUUUAAAAAUAAACCAAUGGCACAGUUGAAUAGAGCUAAUUUUAAACAUAAUUAUAACACCAAAAUCAUAUUUUUAGCUGUUGUAGUUUUAAAGUUAUGAAUUUUUAAAGUACGACUUGGUUUGUCCUUUUUUAACAUAGACUGCAUCUCCACAUUCUGUGACCUCAUUCCGCUGAUCGCGUCAUGCGCAAUGACUAUAUAGUUUAUAUAAGGCAAUGCAUUCCCUUAUCACUAAAAUACUGUUUAGGGUCGACUUAUUUUAAACUUUCAACUUUGGCACAUGAAUAAUUAAUAAAAGCUUUCCCUGACCAAUGGUUUAAUAGCUUUUGCACACGGCAAACUCUUAUGAAUGAAACUCUGAGAUAGUACUACGACGUAGCCGUUAUGCAAGUGGCUGUGAAUGGUUGCCAAUGACAACGUGUUGCACAGGGAAAAUUCUGAUCAUUUAUAUUAUGGACUCUGCAGGGUUUUUAAAGCUCAAAUUAAAACAUUUCCAGUUUAAAUGUCUUCAAAAUGCAUUCUGAAACACAAAAUAUAAAAUAUUUUGAUGUAUAUAGUGGUAAUAAUUAAAUAUUUCCUAAGUAUCGGCAACUUCCGCCAUUAAAAAGGGGGCGUGGCCCACGCCAUGUCGAAAUUAGGCUGAGCCACCUUAUGGUGAUAUGGGUCACUGUGACAAGUGUAACAAACGUGAGACACGACCUACAUCAAUGAAACUUGGCACAGAUAUAGAUCAAUAUCUAAUGCUCAUACAGAUUUAAUAAAAAAGGACCUUAUCUUAUUAUUUCACAAAAAAUUUUGUAUGCGAAGAUGCCUUAUAUAUACCAAAGAUUUUCAAGAUAAAGGUCGAUUGAAAAAAGCAAAAUAGCUGGCUAGAAAUGUAGGCCAAGAUGUCUUCCAAAUUAUAAGGCCGGAAACGGAACUCAAAUAUAUGUGGAAAGAACUAAUUUAAUAAUAAAUAGACACACACAUCGGAAAAUUAAAAACUCUGAUUUUUCGGCGCCGACGCCCAUUUCCGAUACAAAAAAAAUAGUAGUCUCCCUUCUUUCAUCGAAGUAUCUACUUAGGGAUAGAUUUAGGGUUCAGGUUAGGCAUAGGGAUCGAUUUAAGACGUAAAAGUGCGCACAUGGAAAUAAAUGCGGGCCGUGUUCUCUGAAUUUACCAAAUCAUUAUUUAUUUUUUGUUCCAGGGGAAUCGAGCAGGCCUAAAAAUGCUAUGUUGAAGCAAAUUGGCUGCGUACAACUCGGCGGUGUAAUACUAAUAGCAAAACUAUAGAACAAUUUACCUUCUAAUUCAAUUAGAACGUAACAACAUUUUCCCAGUCAAGGGAGCUUUGGGAUUGGACUGGUAUAUCUCUAAACAUUUAAUAUUGGAUAGUGGGCACUUGAAUACAAAAUUUAAAAAAAAUUGAAAUAAUUUUUUUAAUAACUCAGUUAGUUAGAGCAAAUUUAAAAUUUAAAAAAAUGAAACCAGAAUCAACUUUUUAGCUUAAGUACUUUUUGAACUAUGAAUUUUUAAAGUGUGAGUUCGUUUGGUAUUUUUUACUAUGGACGAAACCUCCACAUCUUGUUACCUCAUUCCGCUUAUCGCGUCAUGCGCAAUGACUAUAUACUUUAUAUAAGACAACACAUCGCCUUAUCACUAAAAUACUGUUUAGGGUCGACUUAGUUUAAACUUUCACCUUUGGCACAUGAAUAAUUAAUUAAAGCUUUCCCUGACCAAUGGUAUAGUAGUUUUUGCACACGGCAAACUUUUAUGAAUGAAACUCUGAGGUAGUACUACGAUACAGCCAUUAUGCAAAUGGCUGUGAAUGGUUGCCAAUGACAACUUGUUGGGCCCAAGUUGGGGGAAUCCCAACACUGGAUUUUGGUGACAGGACCAAAAGUUGGACCUGAAUGAGAAGAAUGAAAACUUUCCGGUUCUUCACUGAACGUUAUUUGAGUCAAAAACAUAAUCUGUUAAAAUGAAAUUUUCCAUUUAGUUUUUAUUAAAAAUCAACUUACAACUUCCAAAAGAAAUAAAAAGAGAAAAUCACACUGGAAAAAAGACGCAGGCAUGGUUAAAAGGGCUGUUUCUGAUGGGUUGAAAACAAAAUACCAGAAUGCCACUCAUUUAUAUAAUUAUAAUGUCACAAUUUAAUGAGACAUUUCAACAUAAUUUAUUUUCCAUUUGUUAUACUAUACAGGUGUAUAAAAUAUCUCCAUGCGGUAUAAACCAAAUUCACAAUUUUACAUAGCUGCAAUGUCUUUUUCUUGUUUGUUUUCUAAAAUUUUACUUCCACCCACUUCAUUUAUGUUCUUCUGAACUUUGUUUCUGUCAGGGACUUGCACCUACUCUUAUUCUUAUCUUCUAUUUUAGGUAGGAUACAUGUAUAUAUAUAUAUUAUGCAAAUUUAAUUUUUACUUAUAUGAAUUUUUUUUGCACUGAUGAAGGCAUUUGCCGAAACGUUAACAUUUGUGUUCUGUAUAAUCAUUAUUAAAGCUGAAUCUAAAUUGUUUUAUUUACACAAAUUGUUUGUGUCUUGUUUAUCUACUUGAAAGCUUUAUCGCAGUACAACACUCUUAUAAUAAGUUAAUUAAGUCUUAUUAGUAAAUCCUAAUUUUUCAAAGAAGAGAUCUAAUUAGUAAAAUAGUUGCAGUGUGGAUGAUUGUGUACUAUGCUUAGGGAACUUCUCGCCCAACUCAACACUGGCCAAAUUGUUUUUGGCAUUGGCAUUAGAUGAUGAUCAGUAUUGUCAUUGAGGAUGAGGCUUUAGAUUGUUACAUUUUUUUUUAAAUGAAUCAACAUAUUUCAUUAUUUAUAUAUGCCUGGGCUUUUAUUAUUAAAAUACUGACUUUUUUUUUACCUAAACAAAAAACCGUUUAAUGAACAGUAUUUGAACAAAAAUUAAGCCCCAGCAAGCUUUUAAAUUUGACUUUGUCAUGUAUGGCAACAUUGAUUGUUGUCUAUAAGGAGUCCUCUUCUAUCAUUGAAGUUUUCUUCUUAAAGAAAACGUCAACAUCUGGUUGAAAGCAAAUCAUCAAGUAAUGAAUAAGUCCAUUUGUUAUAUUAAUUUCUUUAUUAAAUUUCAUUAAAAAAUGAAACAAAUCAUAACUAAAUAAUUAUUGGAUAUGCUUGCAUUUUGGUUUGACCAUGUGUUAUUAGUCAUCCCUGAAGGGCAAACAGUAAAUGAUUAUGGAUGCUUAAAAUAUGACCACCUGUUAAAUUAAAAAUCUUUAAAUUACAAUGCUAAAAUACAAGAUAACCUUAAUACAUUAAUAUUGCCUAAUUGGUGAUAGAAAGGGCAACAGAGCAUCAACGUAUUUCAUUAUUUAUACAUGCCUAGGGCUUUUAUUAUUCAAAUACUAACUAUUUGAUAUAUAAAUGUAUCUACAGAAAUUAGUGACUGGUCCUUUUCAUGCUAUACAAUCUCACAUAAUGAUAUAGUCGGCCGAGUCAGAAAUAGGUUAAAUAAUUUUCUUUUAAAUUAUUUCAGAUGGAGUCACAAAGAAGGCUAAGGUAUUUAAUUUUGAUACUCUGUUUGCUUCACGACCCACUGCUCAAGCUCAAGACAACAAAGAAGGUUGGAUUAGUUUUUUUGGUUUCGCUUAUUAAAUACUGCAUAAUUAGUUAAUAGCUAGACAGAGUGAGCUCUCAAGCUUGCACACAACUAACUCGUAUCUAACUCAAGCCAGCAGAGAUGUAGAAGUGAGAAGCUUUUGUAAUUCAACAACUAAAAGUGACAGUAACCCUUAACUAAAAAACUGGUAGUGACUUUAAAUAGUUAACCAAAUCUUAAUUGGCCUGGCAUGCUUAAGUCUUAUUAGUAAGUCCUCAAGGUUCAAAGCAGAGAUCUAAUUAUAAAAAAAAGUUGCAGCUGCUAGAAGUAAUUACAAAUUUUUUGUUAAGUUUAUUUCUCAAACUUGAUGGAGAAAUUGUCUGUGUGACAAAUUUUUGUGAGAAUCUCUAUAGAAAGGUUUUGCAACUGAUGAGCACCACUAAUUAAAAAAAAUCAAUCAAGAAAAACAAAAAACAAACGGAGAAACAAUUGGAUGACAAAUCUAAUCACUUUUCAAGAAUGUCUAAUUUUGAGAGUGAAUAGAUUUAUACACAGUACCGCUUUAUAUUUUUACACUUCAAUUAAGUUCAAUACAAACAUUUUUCAAAAUGAAUUAAAUAUCAGUUAUGCCAGAUAAAUACAUAAUAAUUCAGAUUUUAAAUAAUGGAUAAAGGUAGUGUGAAUCGGUUAAACUAACUUUUAAUAAAUCUAUUUAGAUAAUAUAUGUCAUUUAUGAUUUACAGAAAUUAAACCAUUUGAAGAUAGUAAUGAAAAUCAAAUGAAGAAAAACAGAAUGAUUGAACAAAGAUUGCCAGGCAACAUAAUGGAUGUUUCCUCAUCAAAAAGCAAAAGUGAUACUACAUUAGAUACUGAAUCAACUGUGUUGAAAAGUAGCAUUGAAACAGAUGAAGACAGUAGUAAUGACUACAUUGGUCCACCACUACCACCCAGCUAUAAGACAAAGUUUGAUACAAAAGCUAUAAGAACAGAUGCAUUGGUAGAAAAUAAGCAUCAGAUGCAAGAUAAAGCAGAUGAUGAUGAAGAUGAUGAUGAUACAUCUAUUGGCCCACCUCUACCUCCAGAUUUCACAUCACUUUUAUCACAAGCUAAACAAAAUGCAGAAGAAAAUGGUCCAAUGCGGAUGAGCCAAAGUACUAGAACCAAUGAAGAUGAUGAGGAUGAUGAAGCUGAAGAAGAAGAGGUACAUUUUCAAUAACUUAAUGUUUAUUGUCUAAAUACACAAUAUUAUAUAAAUUAAGCUCCUUAAGGGUAAACAAAAGUUAACCCCACAAUUUUGUUUGUUUUUUUUGUUGUUUUUUGUUGAGGCACACUUUCAAGUUGUUUAAUAUUGAUUAAAAUAUUGGUAGAGAGAUGUAAAGUCUUUGUAUUAUGAUAAAACAAAAUUUAUGUUCCAUCUCAGUUACAAAAAACCCCCACCUCUUUGCAUCUUUAGUGUCAACACUUGUUAGUUAUCAUUUAUUCUUAGUAGUUAAUUCACCAAAUUUAUUAUAUAAUGUGACAUUAAUUAAGAGGUAAAAUUUAAAUCCUUUUUAUUUAUUAAAAAAAAAGUGUGAAUAAAAAAAUAAUUCUCGUCUCAAACUGGAUGUGAAGAAAAAUCCAAUAAAAAAAAAAAAAUCAAAAUUCAAGUAAAUUUCAAGAUCCAUCCAUUGAUUUUAAACCAGCGUUACACAACCUUUUUUUUUUGCUCAAGGCCCAUGUGAACAUUUUAUUAUCUCUUAUGUCCCUUUCCUGUUAUUAAUAUAAAAAUUGUUGUUUGUAUAUAUAGAUAGUCCUUUAAAAAAAGUUUUUGUGGCCCUAUAGAUUGUCCUUUUAAAAAAAUGUUACUGUGGCCCUUCAGAAUAAUGCUGUGACCCUUGGGGGGCGGGGGCACGUUGAGAAACGCAGAUCAAAACUACGAUUAAUAUCAGCUUUGCAAUAGUAAAAAGACUAAGCACUAGUUUGAAACCAUGUUGUAUUUAGUGACUAAGCCAUUGCUUUUUACAAUCUAUUAUAAGAACAAAAAAUAAUGGUAUGUAAUGCAUACAGUGUUUUCUAAAUGCACCACUUGGUCAGAAAUAAAAUAAGUAUUAGGAGAGGCAUCAGCGUUAUUUACUCUCAUUGGGCGUCAAGUUGGCAACAGAAGAACCCUUGGGAGCAGUCUGGGGAAAAUUGACAUCCAGGGCCAUAUCCCUUUUGUAAGCCCAGACACAUGUCUUAGGUCAGGACGGCACCAAGGUGUGUCUAUCUUCUGGUUAAUGACAGAACACAAACAAAACCUCAUUAAAACUUUUCAAAUCCCAAACACUUUCCACCCGGCUCUUCAGGCAUUUCCUAUGGCCCAAAAUGAUUUUCUUCCACUCUACACAAUCUCAGGAACACUUCUUUCAAAAAAGAUUUCACAACGUUCUUCAUAAUUACUGACAUCUCACCACUUAUGACUAACAACAUCGCAUUACUACAAUAAGGAUACGGUUGAAUUGAUUAAAUAAAAAAAAAGAAUAUACUAGUUAAGAUUGGUAGAAAAUGUGCUUAUAUAUUUUGAUAAAAAUGGUUUAUAUUCUUUCUAAAUUGAUCUAACAGUAUGUUGUUGCUUGCAUCUACAGAACCCACUCAACAAAAUUCCUACAAGUCAUGAAAUUGUUCUUGAACAUGGUCAUAAAACUGUAAGUUUAAAGUAAUACAUUUUUGAAGUGGAUUUUUUAAUUUAUUUCUAUUAGAAAUGUUUGUUUGCUAACAAGCAAUUUUGCUAAUUUAGUGCUUUUUUGCACUAGAUCUUAUCUAGUUCUAUACAAACAAAAAUUAAUUUAUGGGAAAUAACAUUAAUAAGUUCAGUCCCUUGAGUUUUUUAAUCAAAUUGGUGAUUCUUUCCAAACUAGAAUUUCAACAAUUUUUGUUAAAAAAAAAGACAUAAAAAGCUGUGCUUUCUAAAAGAAUAUAACGAACAAUGGAAAAAGCGCUGAUUUUUCCUUUUACUCUUUAUUGUGAGAAGGAAGGCAAUUAAUACAAAAGACCACAGUGGUAAAAAAGCAUUUUGGAAGUGACAUACUUUAAUCACUAAAUUGCUUGAAAAUCAGUAUUUAGCUGUAACAGCAAAUGUCGCUCUGAAAAUAAAUAAGGGGAAAGGGUGGGACAGGUGUUGUGUUUGCUUUGCAUGUUGUAGAGCUGGACAAACAUCAAUUUUAAAUUAGGAAGCAGCACCCAUACACUUUUUUUGUGCACAUUUUUAAUUGAUCUGUUUACGAAUCUUUUAAAACCAUAUAAAUUAUGCAAUAUUAUACUACAUCUUUUUCAAUUAUACAUGUUAUUUAAAAAAGAAUGAUGUGCUUACAAUAAUUGUUUAGUUUAUGAAGAAUACACUGAAUAAAAUUAAAUUUUACUACAUUUACUCAAUCACAGCAUGAUUAACAACUAAAAUAAUCUUUUACAGCUCAUUACAAUCUAACUUAUUUUUGUUUCAUAAUAUUGUGCUCUACGUUAUAUUUACUAUCAAUUUUUAUUAAAAUUAUAUUCUACUUCUGCACAAAACGGUGACAGUGACAGUAUUGAAAUAAAACUAUUUAAUUUAUAAACCAGGUGUCAGCUCUAGCUUUAGAUCCCUCUGGUGCUCGACUGGUUUCAGGAAGUUUUGAUUUUGAUGUAAAGCUCUGGGACUUUGCAGGAAUGGAUGCCUCUUUGAAAUCUUUUAGAUCACUGAGACCAUGUGAAUGGUAAAAAUGAACUUUUAUCAAAUGCUGUUUCAAAUUUACCCCAAUUUAGUAAAAGAGUAGAUACAUUUGAUUUACUGUGCAAGAAGCAAGUGGUGUUUGCUGUCUUAAAUGUUCAUACCUACAUAGUGAUGGGUUAUGCUAUCCGAAUAGCGGAGCUAAGAUAGAAGCAAAUAAAAACUAGAUAAGCCUUUCAAAUACUGGUUUUUGAAUGGUGCAAAUAUUUUUCUGCUAUUUCAAACUGACUGAAACACAUCUAUAUUGCAGAAUGGUGCAUACCAUUACAUUAAUAGUCAAUAUAUUAUUGAUCUGAGGUUUGAUAAUUAGAUUAUUAAUUUUUUGAUAAAUUCUUUCAUUCUUACGAUUUUGGCGCACAAUGUACGAUUUUGAGGUGUAUAAAUUAUAUAUACAGCACUUUUUUUUUCUAUAAAGAGAAUGCAUUUAACGACUAUGUGAGGAUAUUGUACGAUUUUAAGAGUUUGAGGGUAAACAGGUCUGUUAACAGAUAAACAAAAAAGUAUACAUUUUCCAUUGUUGAAAUACCCCUGAAUAUGUUAAUCUUGACACUUUCAUAAUUACCAUUUGUUUAGCUUGUUAAAAAUUAAAGCUAUUCAAUGAAAUCAAAUGGUUUGAUGAGUAUACUUUAUUAACAUAGAAACUCUAAUUAGCCACAGGAUAUUUUCCUUUUUUCACUUGAGGAAAUGACUUUUAAUACUGAGUAAAGAAUGAGAUUAAAAAUUAAUGAAAUAAAAUUCACCGUAAUAAAGCAUUUGAGAUAAGACAACCAAAAUUUAUAAUUAUGAGCUAAUGUGGAAUUUUAUAAUGCCAGUUUUAAUACAUUUAUCUUUAGCAGGUGGAUAAAUCCUUCUUUAAAAAAAAUCUGAAAAGCUUUACCAGUUAAUAGAAAAAUGUGUAUUUAGUAAUAGGCUAUUCCCAGAAAAUGCUAUUUUUAUCCUAAUUUAUGAAAUUGGUGCACAAGAAUUAUAUAUUGUAUUGCAUAUACUUAUAUUUCUCCUUCUUCAUAUCAGUCAUCAAAUCAAAGGCCUAGAAUAUAGCACCACAGGUGAUACAUUGCUAGUAAUAGCUGGUAAUGCACAGGCCAAAAUUAUUGACAGAGAUGGCUUUGAAGUUAUGGAAUGCGUCAAGGGAGACCAAUAUCUGGUGGAUCAGGCAAGCACAAAGGUAUGUGCAUUUAUGUGCAUUUACCUGAUGGUUAGGGGUGGGGUACCAGUUUUUAGUGAAAAUGAAAACUUGUAUUUUAAAAGAAGCUUCCUUUAAAAACAUUUUUUAACACCUCUUGAUCUCUAUGUUUUUAAAACCUAAAAAAAAAAAAAAUUAUUUUGAAAAAAAUUAAAAAUUGAAGGUUGAGGCUGGGGGUGUUAUUUGAGAAAUAAAGGAAUAACUACAUUAUCAGGUAUGUUAUUGUUACUCCCUAAAAAUUUUCUGGAAUUUUGCAUGCUUCUACUUCUAUAAAAUUGAUCUUUGCAGGAAAUUCUCAAGUGCACAUUAAAAGUGGUUUAAAAUAAAUCUUGCAUAAGGUGUAAUUAGACAUGGGUUCAUUACAUAUUUUCUUAAUUAGGGAUAGCUGGUAUUGCAAUGACAAAAAUGAAAUAUUAGUUGAUUUCAGCAUUCACUUACGUAUGCCGUUAGUAAAUAAUAGAACCAACUCCCACUUGAAAACAAAUGUUUUUGUUGUGUGCUACAUUUUAGGGCCAUACUGCUUCCCUUAAUUCUGGUUGUUGGAAUCCAAAAGUGAGAGAAGAGUUCUUGACAUGUGCUAAUGACUGGUAGGAAGAAUGUUCCUUAAAUUAAUCCUUUAUUUCCAUCGGAUCAUAUAUUAAUAUUGAAAAUCAGUUAUAACAUGGGGUUUAAUCCUAAUUUAAAUUUUUAAUCAAAAUCUUUUUAAAAAAACAUAGGUAUUUAAAAAUUAAUGUGAAUGUAUUGGUAUAUGUGGAUUCUGUCUUCAGUUAAUCAGUGUUGUCCUUAUGCUAGGGCAAAGCUCAGGUACAAAUAACAAUUUAAUAAAUGAAAUAUAAGUUUUUUUCAAUUAUUUCUCUCAGUCAGAUGAAAAUUAUUUUUCUACCAUUUCAUUUUAUCACAGCACGCUUCGUCUGUGGGAUGUAAAUAAAGCCUUGAAACACAAGAAUAUCAUCAAGACAAAGUCCACUGGUGGGAGAAAGACAAUUCCAACCGCAUGCACUUACGGCAAUGAUGGUCGUUACAUUGUGGCAGGAUGCAAUGAUGGCUCCAUACAGCUGUGGGACUCCAACAAGCACUCAUUUGUGAGGGCUUUUAAAACCUGCUCCUUCUAAUUUUAACAAUUUAAUGCUAGAACAAGUGACUUGUGAUGCGAGCAAUAGGAUUCCUAAGGACUUAAUUCUUAAACACAUUAACUUAUUUACCACUGCUUUAGCUCAGAAACCCUCUUUCGUGUUUAAGGGCUUAUAAAUUGAUACUUUAAAUACCUUAGUUCAAGUAGGAUUUGAGAUCUUUUUUAGAGUUAAAAUUCAAGAAGGAAUCUAGUGUUUAAUUUUUUUCUCAUGUAGGUUAAUGUAGCCAUGCAGAACAAAUCAGCUCACAUGAAUGGAUCAGAUAUUUCAUGUCUUAGAUUUUCUUAUGACAGCCGCACAUUGGCAUCAAGAGGACGUAAGUCAUUAAAAAAUAAUUCAUAAGUGCAAUUUAGUUGAUUGUAAAUUUUAAUUGAAAUAAAUAUUUUCAUCUUGUUUAAAGUCACAAAACUUCCCUGAGUUUAUGUCAGAGAACUGCUCUAGCAUAUUAUAAAGAAAUAUCUGUUUUUAAGAAUUGACUGGAUUUUUUAAUUUUUUAUUUGUUUCAGGUGAUGACACUUUAAAGCUGUGGGACCUUAGAAAUUUUCAGAAGCCACUGAAUACAGCUGGAAAUUUGCCAAAUAGUUUUCCAAUGUAAGGAUAGUUUAGACAAGUUCAUUUUAUUUGUUCACAUUUUUUACACAACGCAUGAAAAUUAGACCCAAAUUAAUGUUUGACUUAACUCUUUCGAUGCGGAACAACGCACACUGCGUUCUUCCGCCGUUCUCAAAAGCACGGACCAACGCGCUGUGCGUUUUUUCAAUAUCAUGUUUCUUUCUUUGCUAUUUCUCGGUUAAACUUUUUAAGAGCUAUUUUUUAAUAAGACUUUUACAUAGAAGAGUGGUACUUCAUUGUUUACAAUCGAAACCAAGGCUUAUUUAUUGUCAAUUGAAGCAUUAUUUUGAUGAUUUUCUUCGCGGUUUUUUUUUUUUAACUGUUGCUAUGGCUACCCGAGGCUCUAAUAGGUAAGUUUCCUAGACGAUUAACAGUUAAAAAAGCUUUGAAAUUGUUUUAUAUUUAUUUUGACAGCAAAGAUGAUUUAUAUUUAGAUGCAUCGCAUGAGUCCGAUGGUAGUAGUUUUAGAGGAAUUGAGUUAUAGAAUUGAAGAUGAGGUAUGCGUACAUCGUUGGGUUUGGGGAAAAAUGGUUUAGCAUAAAAUGUUUUCACAUUUUAUGGUUCUUUCGUGUAACUUAUUUUUUUUAAACUGUAGAAACUAGUGUACAAAUAUAUAGUCCUUUCAAUUACCUUUCAUUUGAUACUAAGUUUAGUCUUAUAAAGCAAAGAAUAAUAUUAUAAAUAUUUUUUAAUAAACCCAACCUCUCACUCUUUUUCCGCUCUUCGAAAAAAAUGUACAUUUUUUCGAUGAAAAAAUUCCGCAGCGAAAGAGUUAAGGGAUAUUACAAAAUUCCUGAAUGCUGCUAAUAUUCAAAUGUUUCAGGACUGACUGUGUAUUUAGCCCUGAUGAUAAGCUUCUAGCUACUGGAGUGUCUUUACAGAGAAAUGAAACUGGAGGAAAGAUUGUUUUCUUAGACAGGGAGAGUCUAAGUGUUGUGAAAGAGAUGCAUGUCUCUGAAUCUGUGAGUAAAAAAAAAUAUCACAUCCAAUUUUUUUUUUUUUUUUACAAUAUUAAAAUAAGUUAUAAACUUGUAUUUAUUUAUUUUCAUUUUACUGUUGCAUUCACCAUUUUUAAGAUUGAUGCCUUACAACAACCAGGGACAGUGUAUGGCUUGAAUAAAUGAAUUAAUUUUAUUAUUAUAUCUCAAUAAUAUUUGUAAGCUUUACAGGAAAUAAGAUGUGUUUUCUUUUAAUUCAUCACUAUUAUUACCAUUAAAUGUAUUUGAAAAGCAGACAUUUAUUCCUUUCUUAUCCGUUUAUAAAAGAGCACAGUUCGCUUUUUGUGGCAUCCAAAAUUAAAUCAAAUGGUUGUUGGAUGUGGUGAUGGACAGAUCAAGCUCUACUAUGACCCAGAUAAGAGUCGCAGGUAAGUGAGAGAUUUUUUAACACCGGUACAAGUCUAAUAAGUAAAGUUUCACUCAACCAAAUUUUAAAUCCUUAUAAGGCACAUUAGGCAGUGAACUUUUAAAUGUCUUUCUUCUAGGGGAGCAAUGCUGUGCAUAGUCAAAAAGGAAAGGAAAAUUAAACAGGCUGAGAUUGUUGCUGCACAAAAUAUUAUUACACGUAAGUUAAUAAUUUUAUCCUUUUUGAAACAAAAUAAUUCAUUUUAUUUUCCCAUUGUAAUGUAAAAGUAAAAGUCACCGAAAUAUGACAUUUUAUAACACAUUCAUUGACUUGGUAUAAUAAUAAGAUAUUUUUAAAUUCUUCCACUCGUGUCUCCAGCCUAUGCCUUGCCCAUGUUUCGUCAAGGGAGACCAACAAGCACCAGGAAAUUUGAAGAGAGGGUGAGGAAAGAUCCAGUAAAAAGUCACCGCCCAGAUCUGCCAGUUUCAGGCCCAGGUAUGGUUGGUUACAAUUCUAGUAACUAAAAAUUAUUUAGGUCAGGAAAUUUAGAGCAACCGAGUUCAGGUGAUUGGAAGGUGGACAUCUGUUAUAAAUACAAAUUCACCAAUGUAAAAUGUGACCGAAUUGUUGCAGCUUUAAUUAAAAUAAUUUAAUACUCCUAUAUACAAAACACCAGGAAGCUCCUUUUAAAUAUACAUUUGCUUUUUAUUUUGAUUUAUUUAGGUACUGGUGGCCGUGUUGGUGCAAAAGGAGCAACCUUAUCUCAGUAUGUGGCCCAACAGAUUGCAUCUAGAAAAGCUGAUCCAUAUGAAAAAGAUCCCAGGGCUGCAAUCUUACGCCACGCUAAGGAGGCUGAAGAAAAUCCUUACUGGAUUAAUCCAGCUUAUAAAAAGUUUGUUUUUGUAAUUUAGAUCACUAGUUUGCAUCCAGUUAAUCACUCAGAUCUUUACUAGGGUAACUGUUUAUUCUCAAACUUAUUUUAUCAAUAAUACUGUACUUUGGUACAUACUCCGUAGGGUAUAAACCAAAUCCACAAUUUUACGUAGCUGCCAUGUCUUUUUCCCGUUUGGUUUGUUUUUUCUUUACUUCAAAUCACUUUCUGUCCAUUCUUCUUUUCUUUGUUUUUGUUUGGGUUUUGCUCCCACUCGUAUUCUUUUUUCUCUUUUUUAGGUAGUAUACAUGUGUAUGUAUGAUGUAAAUUUAAUUGAUACUUAUUUAAAUGUUUUGUUGUUAUACUGAUGAAGGCAUGUGCAGAAACGUUUACUUAUGUAUUAUGUAAAAUUAUUAAAGCUAAACAUUUAUUGUUAUAUUGACACAAAUUGUUCAUGUCCAAUUAAUUAAUCUAUUUUAAUGCUUUAAUGCAGUCCAACACUUUUUUACUUAUUUGGUGAAUUAUUUGAAAAUAACUUUUUUAAAAUUUGUUACUUCAAAAUUAUAAUUAUAAGUUGCUAAAUUUUAUCUCUCUUUGUACUUUAGCUCUCAGCCUAACCCAGUUUUCAUGCAACCAGAGGAAGAUGACAGUAAAAAAGAUGACGACGACCCAGGGCCUAUUUGGAAAAAAAAAAAACUGCAAUAAAUGAGUAUACUUGUUGACAUAAAAUGUAUUGUAAAUAUAAUGUAAUAAAAACCCCCC